AUGAACAAAUUAAAAUUAAAUACUUGGAAAAAUAUUGAAAAAGAAUUCAAUUUCCAGUUAGGGGAGACUUACAGAGAUUCUUUAUGCCUAAGGAAGAAAUAUGAGAAUUUAAAGAAAAAGACAAAAAAAAAGGCAUCUAGGGAAAAAUGUCAUGCUUUGGAAACUGGUGGAGGGCCACUAAAAAAGGGUCUUGAGUUGACAGAUGUAGAUGUGGAAUUGAGGGAAAUUUUGGGAUGUAGAAUAGAUGGUUUAACAACAGAAUAUGGUGGAGAUUCAGUUAUCGUUUUUGAAGAAACUAAAGCCUAUGAAAUUUUAAAUAAAGUUUUAAAUGACGAGCAAAGCAUUGAAUUACCAUCGCCACCAAAUGAAGAAUUACCAUCGCCACAAAAUGAACCCCUUCCACCUACUUCGAAGGCAGAUGAAACUAUUAUAACUGCAGCUAAAAGAAAUAGAAAUGAGUAUGAGGCAUUAUGUGCCAAUGUUACACAAUGGGCUGGUAUAAAGUCUACUUUGGAAAAAGAAAAAAUUAUUUUAUUAAAAAAAGAACAUGAUGAAAAACUUAAUCUUAUGAAAGAAAAAAAUCUAGCUGAAAUAGAGAAUUUAAAAAAAGAAACCCAAGCUAAAAUUAAAAAAAUCGAAUCAGAAAUGGAGGCAACAAUUGAGGGAAUUUUGGAACAAAACAAAAUAAAAAAAGAAAUUCUCUUACUGGAGAAAGCACAGUUGGUGUCAAAAUUUAAAAAAUAA
Messenger RNA from Brassicogethes aeneus, 744 nucleotides. The record is from the annotation of a GenBank genome assembly. NCBI's taxonomy places the organism in Eukaryota, Metazoa, Arthropoda, Insecta, Coleoptera, Nitidulidae.